Messenger RNA from Myotis davidii, 3545 nucleotides. It is a transcript of the gene LOXL2, whose product is annotated as lysyl oxidase like 2. Gene Ontology annotation, cellular component: membrane. Gene Ontology annotation, molecular function: copper ion binding; protein-lysine 6-oxidase activity. The coding region runs from base 238 to 2739 and encodes 833 amino acids. The transcript has 15 exons. Lineage: Eukaryota; Metazoa; Chordata; Mammalia; Chiroptera; Vespertilionidae. Gene Ontology annotation, biological process: peptidyl-lysine oxidation. The record is from RefSeq and is a predicted model, not a curated record.
AAGAGUGAAGGCGCUACUCCAGCUCGCGGCUCCCGGCACUUGGAGCUCACUCUCUCCAGCCGCCCCUCUGCUCGGGAAAGGGGCUCGGCGGCGACGCGGGUGCAGACGAGGGGCCACCGAGAGAAACGUGGCCCGGCCAAGCCAGGGCGGACCCCUCCUACCAAGAGGCUCCUGCCUGUAGCCCGAAGCACCCACUGCCUUCCCCGCUCCGAGAGGCUGUCCAGCCAGAGGGUAGGCAUGGCGAGGCUGGGAGGCCCCUGCCUCUGCAGCUGCCUGGCUGUGCUCUCCCUCCUCCCCUUGCGGAGCCUGGCGCAGUACGAGAGCUGGCCCCACUACCCGGAGUAUUUCCAGCAGCCCGCGCCCGAGUACCACCGGCCUCAGGUGCCCUCCGAUGUCGCCAAGGUCCAGCUGCGCCUGGCGGGGCAGAAGAGGAAGCACAGUGAGGGGCGGGUGGAGGUGUACUAUCAGGGCCAGUGGGGCACCGUGUGCGACGAUGACUUCUCCAUCCACGCUGCCCACGUCGUCUGCCGGGAGCUGGGAUACGUGGAGGCCAAGUCCUGGACGCCCAGCUCCUCCUACGGCAAAGGGGAAGGGCCCAUCUGGUUGGACAAUGUCUACUGCACCGGCAAAGAGGCAACCCUCGCAGCCUGCUCCUCCAAUGGCUGGGGUGUCACCGACUGCAAGCACACAGAAGACGUGGGUGUGGUGUGCAGUGAGAAAAGGAUUCCUGGGUUCAAAUUCGACAAUUCGUUGAUCAACCACGUAGAGGCAAGGCCCAUCUGGUUGGACAAUGUCUACUGCACCGGCAAAGAGGCAACCCUCGCAGCCUGCUCCUCCAAUGGCUGGGGUGUCACCGACUGCAAGCACACAGAAGACGUGGGUGUGGUGUGCAGUGAGAAAAGGAUUCCUGGGUUCAAAUUCGACAAUUCGUUGAUCAACCACGUAGAGAACCUGAACAUCCAGGUGGAGGACAUCCGGAUCCGAGCCAUCCUCUCUGCCUACCGCAAGCGCACCCCCGUGACGGAGGGCUACGUGGAGGUGAAGGAGGGCAAGGCCUGGAAGCAGAUCUGUGACAAGCACUGGACGGCCAAGAACUCCCGCGUGGUCUGCGGCAUGUUCGGCUUCCCUGGGGAGAAGACGUACAACACCAAAGUGUACAAAAUGUUUGCGGCCCGGAAGAAGCCGCGCUACUGGCGGUUCUCCAUGGACUGCACGGGCACGGAGGCCCACAUCUCCAGCUGCAAGCUGGGCCCACAGGUGACGCGGGACCCCGUGAAGAACGUCACCUGUGAGAAUGGGCUGCCGGCAGUGGUGAGCUGCGUGCCUGGCCAGGUCUUCAGCCCCGAGGGACCUUCGAGAUUCCGGAAAGCCUACAAGCCAGAGCAGCCCCUGGUGCGGUUGAGAGGUGGUGCCAACAUCGGGGAGGGCCGCGUGGAGGUGCUCAAGAACGGCGAAUGGGGUACCAUCUGUGAUGACAAGUGGGACCUGGUGUCUGCCAGCGUGGUCUGCCGAGAGCUGGGCUUUGGAAGUGCCAAAGAGGCCGUCACUGGCUCCCGGCUCGGGCAAGGGAUAGGACCCAUCCAUCUCAACGAGAUCGAGUGCACUGGGAACGAGAAGUCCAUCAUUGACUGCAAGUUCAAUGCCGAGUCCCAGGGCUGCAACCACGAGGAGGAUGCUGGAGUGAGAUGUAAUACCCCUGCCAUGGGCUUCCAGAAGAAGCUGCGCCUGAACGGGGGCCGAAACCCCUUCGAGGGCCGGGUGGAGGUGCUGGUGGAGAGGAAUGGGUCCCUUGUAUGGGGGACCGUGUGCGGCGAGAACUGGGGCAUCGUGGAGGCCAUGGUGGUCUGCCGGCAGCUGGGCCUGGGGUUCGCCAGCAACGCCUUCCAGGAGACCUGGUAUUGGCAGGAAAACAUCAAUGCCAACACAGUGGUCAUGAGCGGAGUGAAGUGCUCGGGAACGGAGCUGUCCCUGGCGCACUGUCGCCAGGAUGAGGACGUGGCCUGCCCCCAGGGCGGAGCACAUUAUGGGGCUGGAGUCGCCUGCUCAGAAACCGCCCCUGACCUGGUCCUCAAUGCGGAGAUUGUCCAGCAGAGCACCUACCUGGAGGACCGGCCCAUGUUCAUACUCCAGUGCGCCAUGGAGGAGAACUGCCUCUCGGCCUCGGCUGCCCAGACCAACCCCACCACGGGCCACCGGCGGCUGCUGCGCUUUUCCUCCCAGAUCCACAACAACGGCCAGUCCGACUUCCGGCCCAAGAACGGCCGCCAUGCGUGGAUCUGGCAUGACUGCCACAGGCACUACCACAGCAUGGAAGUGUUCACCCACUACGAUCUCCUGAACCUCAAUGGCACCAAGGUGGCAGAGGGCCACAAGGCCAGCUUCUGCUUGGAGGACACGGAAUGUGAAGGAGACAUCCAGAAGAGUUACGAGUGUGCCAACUUUGGCGAGCAGGGCAUCACCAUGGGCUGCUGGGACGUGUACCGCCAUGACAUCGACUGCCAGUGGGUGGACAUCACCGACGUGCCGCCUGGAGACUACCUGUUUCAGGUUGUCAUUAACCCCAACUACGAGGUGGCAGAGUCUGACUACACCAACAACAUCAUGAAGUGCAGGACCCGCUACGACGGCCACCGCAUCUGGAUGUACAACUGCCACAUAGGUGGUUCCUUCAGUGAAGAGACGGAAAAGAAGUUUGAACACUUCAGUGGACUCAUAAACAACCAGCUCUCCCCGCGGUAAGGCAGCUGCGGGCCGCUCCCGCCUGCGGGCUCUAACCGAUGGACGCCCCCCCCCCCUCGCCCGCCUGCCUGCCCGCCCGCCGUCCAGACCCUGCGGCCACGGCCACGCUCAGGAGGAAGGGGUGCCCCUGACUUGCUGGGGCUGCUGCAGAGCCUGGCGGCUCCCAGGAGUGAGUGUCCGCAGGCCGUGGGAGCAGCGCACCAGCCAUCCUGUCCGGGACCCCCGGUUGUCAUCAACGUGUCCCAUCCAAACCACCGCCCCCCAAGCCUGACACCAACCACCCUGCUCUGCUGACCACUGAUAACAUGGGGCCAGUUCCUCCUCAGGUGCCACUUUGGCGAUGCCAGCUUAAACCUGAGGGGUCAGGCUGACUCGCUUCUCCUCCUCUUAGGUCGUUUCCAGCCAACUUGAAUGUGUAGAGCUCUCUUCCAGCUACUGCCUCUCCUCCCCUCCGUCCUACCCACGUAUAAAAUAAGCUGCCACACGUUUUCUGAGAGGUGAGCUCAGAGUUGGUGCUUCUCCCCGCACCCCCGCGUCCUAUUUCCAAGACAUUAUUAUAUUAUAUUUUCAUGGACUUUGAAACACAAAGUAGUGGUAUUUAAUAUUGGCGAUCUAGGCCUUUGAAAAUAUAGCUCAAAGGAAAACCCGCCCACCUGUGUGGCUCCCGUUUCUGUCCUUGCGAGGCGGCGGGUAACUGCUAACGGUGCUAUAACCAGGGUCUCGGGUGACGAGGACACUCACGGAACACCAUGUCAUCACGGACACUUACACAUACUUGAAACUUGGAAUAAAACAUUGACGACGUG